AUGUCUGAUAACUAACUAACUGACUUGUUACUAUAUUAUGCAUACAUGGAAUAAGAAAUUGAAGUUCUAAGGGAAGUUUUAUGCUCUGAGCCUUAUUUUCAACCUUAUAACUUAUUCAAAUUUAUUGAUUGUUUGAAAGAUGAACCAAAAGUAUAUAUAAUAAAUAAGUUAGGGAUUUUUGACAGCUGAAGAUUUAUCUUUUUAUUUAAAUGAAAGAAAGUUUCCAUAGAAUUUACCAACUAAAGUUUAUAUCGAGAAUUACAAUUAGAACAAAGAUUAAAAAUUAGUAUACUCAGAGUAAUUGAAUAGUAAAUUAUAAGAUUUCUGAGAGCGAUCUUGCCUAUAUCUAAUAUUGAUAUAAGAGAAAAGAUUACUUAGUAAACACCUUCUGAUUAAAUGAUAAUAAGUGAAAGAACUUAAUAUUUAUUCGGAAAAUUACUGGAAGCGUAUAUUAUACCAAUAAUUGUAGGGAAAUAAAACUGACUCUCUAAGCUGAAAAUUAUAAAUCUCAGAUUGACCCAAAUUAUUUUGAUAAGAUUUGUUAUUAGAAUUUUAUUUAUCAUCAAGAUCUGUCAAGUUACUUCAAACAAAAACAUAUAACUACUAAUUCUCUUGAAAUUUAAUAAAUUUUUAAUAGAAUUGAUUUAUUAAAUGAUGGAAAAAUAGAUAGAAAUGAAUGGAAUCUAUGGGUAAAUGCAAGGAGGUCAGUUUUUUAAAUUAAUUCAAAUUCAUAUAAAUAAUCAUAGAAAUUCAAUAAUACUAGAUAUAGUUCAACGAAAAGAAAAUAAUAGGAUACAACAAUGAGUGAUUUGCUUGCUUUAUCUAAAUAAGGUUUUUAUCAGUCUACUAAACCUCCUUUAUCUAACAUUUCUUAUAAUACACCAAAAAAAUAUCAUAAAUAGAAGACUGAACUAAGAGCUUAAAUGCAUUAUUCAUUAUUAUAAAAUAGCAAUCAAUCUUCGAAACAAGAAUUAACUUAUAAAACAGCUUCUCAUAAACCAAUUACAUGUUUUUACGAAGAUGAAAUUUAAACCUUAAAAAAAUCAUAGUCGAUGGCAAAAUAUGAAUCAUUAGAACCAGUUAAUUACUAUGUUUAGCUAUUUUUGAAUUUGAUUUAGUUGAUCAAAAAGAUUGAGCGUUAAAAAAUUUUAUUGAGCAAUCAUGAUGAUUUUUCACUAUACACAUCAUUUCAAAAAUUAGAUAAAGGUUUCAAAGGAAUUCUAAUAAAGAGUGAUUUAAUAUAAUUUUGCAAAAACCCAUAAUUGAUAUUAGAUCGAUAUGGAAAGGAUAAUAAAAUGAGAUUUUCAGAAUAUAUAAAAUUGAUUGAACCAAAAGAUCCUUAAGCAAUAGAAAUACUUUUAAAAAAAGAUUAAAAACAUAAGGGAUAAAUGUUAACAUAAACAGAAAUAUCUCUAAAAUUACUUUUUGAAUUGAUUGAGCAAUUUUAAUAGAAAAUAAAUGAAGUAAAUGAUUACUAAAAAAGACAGUCAUUUGAUAUAAGUGAAAUAUUUUAUAUGCUGGCUUAUGAUAGGCAAUAAAUAACUAAUUAGGAUGUAAGAUUAUUUCCUUAUGUAGAUUACUGAUUUCUUAUAAGCGAAUUAAUUCUAAACUGUUCCAAAAGAUAUUGAUUUACUAUUGGCUGAAUUAGAUUUUGAUGGAGAUGGGUAGAUAACUUAUAGAGACUUUAUUAAAAUUUUUGGAAAAUGA
Messenger RNA from Paramecium sonneborni, 1707 nucleotides. NCBI's taxonomy places the organism in Eukaryota, Ciliophora, Oligohymenophorea, Peniculida, Parameciidae. The record is from the annotation of a GenBank genome assembly.